GCGUGCCGGUAAUUUUGCCACGUUGGUUCUCCGCCAUCUUGUGUUGUUUCUGAAAAUUUGAAUGUCGAAAAAUAGGGGAAAGUAAGGCGAAAAAACAUCUCCUCGAAGUUUGAUCUGCCGGAGCAAGUAACCGACGAUGAAUUCGUGCAUCCAGAGUUUUGUUACUUUUACUGUGUUAGCUCUGAGUUGUAUUUUGGUGAGUUGCACCGAACUGACUUUUGAGUUGGAAGACAACGCUAGACAGUGCUUCUACGAAGAAUUGAAAAAAGAUGCGAAGGCUACCCUGGAGUUUCAGGUUAUAACUGGUGGAAACUAUGAUGUAGAUGUCAUACUGUAUGAUAUUAAUGAGAAAGAGCUGUACAGUGUCCAGAAGAAGCAGUACGACAGUCAUACUUUUACUGUUGAGCAACCAGGGAUCUACAAAUUCUGCUUCAGUAAUGAAUUCUCUACAAUCAGCCAUAAGACUGUCUACUUUGAUUUUCAAUCUGGCGAGGAGACCCAGCUGACAAAAACCAUGGGGAACCAUCACACCGCUCUAACACAGAUGGAGACGGCUUGUGUCACCAUUCAUGAGAAUUUGAAGAUUGCUAUUGAUUACCAGACACAUCACAGAUUACGUGAGUCCCAGGGGCGUGAUAUGGCUGAGUAUUUGAACGAGCGAGUGCAGUGGUGGUCGGUCGGCGAGUCGGUACUUAUAGUCAUCGUAGGCAUUUGCCAAGUCUUUAUUCUUAGACAGUUCUUUGCUGAGAGAAGGUCAAAUAUCUAGUAGCAACUUAAGUUUAUUAGGUUAUUUAAUAUAUCAAGGCCCAGUUUGGUCUUCUAUUUCUUACAAGUUAAGAUGGAUGUUGUUGCUUGGACAAGUUCCUUGGCAAACAGCAAGUUUUGUACUAAGCCUAAUUCAACAAAAUAUUGUUAAUGUUUCAAGUUCACAAAAGUACAAGGACUUUUUAAAGAAAUGUUGUAUUUCUUCUAAAGGGAAGUGAGGGAAGUGUAGAUAUAAGAUAUACUUGCCAAAAAUUGAAAUAGUAUAUCUUCAUUACAUAAAACAAAUGUUGAAAGCAGAAUGAUCAGAAUCAAAAUUCAAAGUCUUGGUAUACAUUUAGAAGGAAAUUAUGUCUCCCACCUAUCAAUAGUUUCUAGCUAUGUUAAUGUAAGAUUAUCUAGACAUAAAUAUGGUGUAUAAAGUGUGUCACAUUGAAGUAACCAGGAUGAGAUGGAUUUUUUAUUAGGAAUAUUAUCUGUUAACCAUUAACUGGCUCUCUGGGUAUUUAGUACCCCAGUUCAGUUCAUAUCUACAAAUUGUAAACAAUUACAUAUUUUACAUACUCUAAUACCUGGGGCCAAUUAUUACUUUGUUAUCUAUUCUUUUGAUUUUAACCCAUGUUGAAUCCGUUAAAAUGUGAAAACUGUCAUAAGGCUAUUUAAAAUAGUAAAAAAACAAUGCACUGUACUAUCUGUAAAGAGGAAGCAAACUUGCAAUCCCCAUAGUUAUAUCAUGUAACUGUAAUUUGCUUCUAACUUUUAAAUACAAAACUUCAUUUGUUAA
This is a messenger RNA of Nematostella vectensis (starlet sea anemone), 1546 nucleotides long. Its product is annotated as transmembrane emp24 domain-containing protein 7. Bases 137 to 766 code for a protein of 209 amino acids. Lineage: Eukaryota; Metazoa; Cnidaria; Anthozoa; Actiniaria; Edwardsiidae. The record is from RefSeq and is a predicted model, not a curated record. Gene Ontology annotation, biological process: Golgi organization; endoplasmic reticulum to Golgi vesicle-mediated transport; intracellular protein transport. The transcript is spliced from 3 exons. Gene Ontology annotation, cellular component: endoplasmic reticulum-Golgi intermediate compartment; Golgi apparatus; COPII-coated ER to Golgi transport vesicle.